AUGGAAGAGGAUAAUACCAAGCUGAUAAAGAAAUACAAACAGGACCUGGAGAUGUACGAGAAGCAACUCAAACAACAAAUUCAAGAAUGUAAAGCAGCUCUCCAGCGUGGUUCACACAUACAGAUUUAUGAUACAUAUUGUGAGAUCCAUUCUCCUAUAUACAGUCUCCCUUUAAAACCUGUCCUGGGUUCUGCCAACUUCACUCCAAAUGAAAAUCCUCAAGAUCAGUUGAAAAAAGCCUUGGUAAAAGUUACCACGUCAGGUCAAGGUCAAACUUUAACUGACCAGGAUCAGUCAGUCUCUACAUCUGAUUAUCUGGGACAACCCUCUACAACACAACAGCGGUCAGAAGCAAAAGUGGAGACAGCAGUGAAAACAUACAAACUACUGCCACAGACCAAGGUAGUGGAGGAGUGGGAGUCUCCAUGUAACAUUAGGUCUAUGUGUCCCACCACUGAUGGUCAGGUGUGGACCCAGUACAGAAACAAAUUAACUCUCCUUGACAGGAAGGGUAAAGUAAUACACGAGGUCACACACAAUGUCCUGAUCAAUGCCAUCAGUCUGUCACCCUCCACACACACACUGUGGGUCUGUGAUGAUGACAAAAACAUCAUGGAGCUGGUAUCAGGGCGACUGACACACAGAUUCAGUACCAAGAAGAAACCCGAGUGUAUAUGUAUUACAGCCAGUAACUAUGUCAUUGUAGGGAUGUACAGACACAUCUCUAAAUUUACCACAGAUGGUAAAAUGGUGUGUACUUCUAUGGCUAAAGGGACUGGGAAACCAUUAGUGUGUACACCAGACAGGAUCUCUGAAUGUCCUGUCACUCAUAAUGUGGCAGUCGCUGAUUACAGUGAAAGCGAUGGUGGUUAUGGAAACCAACAUGUUGUUGUGAUGGACACUGAUUUCAAAGAACUGUUUGAAUAUAGAGGUGACAUCCCCAGUACAUAUACACAUACACCACAAACAGGAGAUGGACCGUUUACCCCCCGUGAUGUGGUGUAUGACAGUGUGGGGAACUUGAUCAUAGGGGACUGUGACAACAACAGGGUCCUUCUCAUCAGUGGAGGUGGUGAGUUCCUCAGGGUCAUACACACAGACACAGUCUAUACAUGGGCUGUAGGUAUAGACAGGGAGGAUGUGCUGUGGGCAAAGUUUGGGUUUUAUGUCAAACUAUUACAGUACAGCAGUAUGUGA
Molecule: messenger RNA, 1197 nt
Organism: Mizuhopecten yessoensis (Yesso scallop)
Lineage: Eukaryota; Metazoa; Mollusca; Bivalvia; Pectinida; Pectinidae
Exons: 1
Coding region: 1-1197 (398 amino acids)
Source: RefSeq, a predicted model, not a curated record